Molecule: messenger RNA, 1911 nt
Organism: Colletotrichum graminicola M1.001
Lineage: Eukaryota; Fungi; Ascomycota; Sordariomycetes; Glomerellales; Glomerellaceae
Exons: 2
Coding region: 1-1911 (636 amino acids)
Source: RefSeq, a predicted model, not a curated record
AUGAUCUGGGCUUUAGACCAGGUGGACCAGGAUAGUAAGAGCUUGCAAUAUCCUGAGGACUGGACGGAUGAGGAGGUGUCCUUGUCCGAGGACAUGAUUGCAGACGAAGAAGUCAAGGGCGUGUGCUACACCACCAAGUGUGGUGAACCUUGCCGGAAAGGCGACCAUGAGGCAACCCAGAUGAACGGACAGCCGGGGUCUCUUUCCACCAUGGACAGGUGCCCCAAGGACAAGUACCGCACCCUCUGCUGUAACAAGGGAACCACCAUGGGCAAAUGUCGAUGGAGGGGAUACCGCGGACUAGGCUUGGCCUGCACAGGAGGCUGCGCCGAUUUAGAAACAGAGCUCACGCAGAACACGAACCACCACAGCGACAAGGAGGACCAGACCUGCAGCGGAGGUACCCAGAGCUACUGCUGUGCAGGCUUCAUGCCGCCCAUUAGCAAGGAGCAGAUGGAGGAGAAGAUCAAGGACGAGGCGGCUGACGCUGCGAUUGCUGCUGCCGAAGCGUUGGCCCUCGAGGUUGCUGCAAAGGCGUUCUGUCGUAUUGCCAUCACGGCCGCACUCACGCCUUUGACAUUCAUUCCCAUUGUUGGAUGGAUCGUUCGUCUCGCCAUACAGGCCGCAGUUCCGGCGCUCGCCAAUCUCUGCGCCAAAGGCAUCGCCAAGGCCGGCAAGUCUAUCUUCAAAUUCCAAGGUAAGGACUACGACGUCAAGCUCGACAAGCCGCUCACCUCGAAAAACGAUCGUGGCGACCGGGGUAAGUCGGACAAGGCGGACGAGAAAGACAGUCACUGCGACCUCAAGGGCAACGGCCUUGUCAAGCGCGCGGCAUUCCGGCCCAAGUCGGAGACCUCGACGCGGCUCGUUCAGAAGCGCCAGACGGUGACCAAGACGUGCAACGGCGGGCUGUACCCCCAACCGUGUCUGCACUACCGGUCCGUCAUCAACAACCAGAGGGGCAUGGAUGUCCUCACCUGCACCACGGCGGCUGGCGGUGGCAUCAGGCCCGUUGUCGAGAAGUACCACAAGGAUCACAAUACCAAGUGGAUCAAUGGCUGGAUGCAGGCCCGGAACAUCAACUGCCAACGCGACGAGUACCCCCCGGCCGCCAUCUGGCAGGGUCGGGACAUGAGGCAAUGGAUCCGUCUCGUGCCCGGCGGGCAGAACGCAGGCGCCGGCCAGCUUUUCAAGGGCGUCUGUCCCGCCCAGCACAAGCUGUCGCCCGAGCAGGGGCGGCGUCUGGCCAAGGUCGUCCGGAACUGCAAGCGCGUCGUCUCCAAGUUCGUGGUGACGCGCACAGCGACCACCAGGGUGAUGAAGAUGAAGUUCACCAACAUGGCCGCCGCGGACGCCCUCGCCGACGACGGCAUCCCCGCCAACCCGUGCUGGCCCAGCACGCUGAUUGACGACCCAGGCUUCGCGCUGAUGACCAACGACCCCUGGUACAACGCGCACCCGGCCAGCAAGAGGAACACGCGCCUGUACAGGAACGCGCCCCCCGCCAACAUCGUCGCCGGCAAGACCAACCGCCCCGGUUUCAACAAGAGAGACGACUUCGACCCGGCGACGUUCGACCCCGAGGACGUCUGGGUCGACGAGGGCAACUCCACGCGCAAGGCGACCGACGAGGAGCUGCUCGAGGGCCUGGGCUUCCUGCGCUGCGAGGACGGCGACUGCGAUGGCGAUCUGGGUGACCUCGGGGUCAACUCUCUGCCGCUGAUCAACCCGAGUGCCACCGUGCCUGUCGACGUCGUCGCGUUCGCCACGCCGUUCGAUGCUCUCCCCACGUCGCUCACCAACGUGUUGGAGACAGCCUCUUCGAUACACGAGGAAGCUAGGGCCCUGAUUACACCGGCUCCCGAAAUGGAGUACGUGUACGAGGAGGAGGAUAUUGGAUAUGAGGACUGA